Dendrobium catenatum is the source of this 3201-nucleotide messenger RNA. RefSeq names its product U-box domain-containing protein 33. The record is from RefSeq and is a predicted model, not a curated record. Gene Ontology annotation, molecular function: ubiquitin-protein transferase activity; protein kinase activity; ATP binding. The coding region runs from base 202 to 2658 and encodes 818 amino acids. Gene Ontology annotation, biological process: protein ubiquitination; protein phosphorylation. NCBI's taxonomy places the organism in Eukaryota, Viridiplantae, Streptophyta, Magnoliopsida, Asparagales, Orchidaceae. The transcript has 8 exons.
CCAAUCACUGGCAGAUCUCUAUCAAACGUGUUAAGGUCAAUGAAGUCAACAUCUGCAAUGCGAGACGCACACCUGCAGGAAGAAAAUUCGCUCCUUUAUUUGUCUAUCUACAUACACCUCUUCACCAAGAAGAAGAAACGGAAGCGGCCUCGGAUAAAGGAAACCUAAUACCCUUUUAGCUUUUUUGUUUUACGGGAGCACAUGAAGCUACUCCGCUCCUCGCCGGCCGCGGAACGAAUCGGAGAAACUUCGUCGGAGACGGUCCAUGUGGCUGUCGGGAGGUCGCCAGAGAAAACCCUAAGAUUGCUGGAAUGGACGUUCCAGCGGUUCCAGUGCCGGGAAAUUGUCCUUGUUCAUAUUCACCGGCCUUCAUCAACGAUCCCAACGCUGUUGGGUAAUCUUCCAGCUGAUCAGGCAAAUGAAAAAUUGGUUUCUGCAUAUCGUUUGGAGGAGAGGAGAAACACAGAGAAAUUACUACUCCGUUAUUUCAGUAUUUGUUACAGAUCCCAGGUGCAAGCAAAAGUUAUUUUGGUGGAAGCGGAAUAUAUUCAGAAAGGAAUAGUUGACGUGGUUAAAAAGCAUGCUAUCAGAAAACUCGUUAUGGGGGCAUCACCAGAUAGGUGCUUCAAGGUUAAAAGCGUAUUCAGUAAGGCUAUAUAUAUUACAAAGAGUGCUCCUUUCUGUGAAAUAUGGUUUGUCCACAAAGGAAAAUUUGUUUGGGUGAGAGAGGCUAUUGAUUUGAAUGAAACUUUAUCAAGUGAAACAAUUAAGAUAAAGUCAUCACAGAAUCAAAGCACUGUUCCCAUGCGUGAUACAAAAUAUGAUAGAUCUGCUUCAUUUAGCACGAAGGAGCUGGAAAAUCAUGGUGAGGGGAGCUUGUCCCAAUUUUAUAGUGCUGGAGAGACUGAUUUGUUGGCUGAUUCUGAUAUUUCUCCAAGCGUUUUUUCCGUUGAUUCAGAGAACAAGUCAUUAGUUGCUAGCAAAACAACUUUGUUUACUUCACGGUGUGAAAAGACAUCCCCAACAAAAGCAAACCCCAAGGGAGAUCCAGAGCUGGAAAAUUUUAGUAGAAAUCUCAAAGAAAUAAUUGCUGAAACUGAAAACGCUGAGAAAGAUGUCUAUGCAGAUUUAAGCAAGCGCAAGGAAAUUGAAUGUGCAGUUACGAAAACUUUGAGCAUGGUCAAGUCAUCUGAAGCUUCUCAGUUGCGGGAAGUUAAGAUCAGAGAAGAGCUUGAAGAGCUCAUAGUAGUUACCAAGUUGAAGCAGAACGAGCUAGUGAACCAAAUAGAAAAAAGCAUGAAAGAACUUCAAAGUACAAUGGAAAAUGUAGCUAUCCUUGAUGUUCGUGUUCGUGAAAUGUUUCAUCGUAAAGAUAAGGCAACUGUUGAAUUGGAUUCAACCAUGUCUUCUAUAGCAGCGCUUAAGCUUGAAAAUCAGAAAAUCCAACAUCAGAGAGACGAGUAUGUUCAGCAGAUUGAAAGGUUGAGAUGCAACCAUCGCAGAAAAUCCAAAAUAUGCAAUAAGUUUAUUGGCUUAGGAAGCGAUUCUCUUGAUUUCAAGGAGUUUCCACUAUCAGACUUGCAAACUGCAACCUUUGGUUUCUCAGAUGCCUUUAUGAUAGGACAGGGAGGACUGGGAUGUGUAUAUAAGGGGGAAAUGUUGAACAGAAGUGUGGCAAUAAAGAAGUUUCAUCAUCAUAGUAUUCAAGGCCAACGAGAGUUCCAACAGGAGGUUUUUGUACUCAGCAAAUUGAGACACCCUAAUCUUGUGACUCUUAUUGGAGCAUGCCCUGAAGCCUUGUCCCUCGUCUAUGAGUACUUUCCAAAUGGGAACCUCCAUGAUCGCAUCAUCUGCAAAACCAUGUCGCCUCCAUUAGCUUGGAUGACCCGAGUUCGUAUUAUAGCUGAAAUCUCCUGUGCGCUCCUUUUCCUGCAUUCAUCAAAACCUGAAAAGGUUGUUCAUGGUGACCUUAAGCCUAUGAACAUCUUUCUUGAUUCGAAUUUAAGCUGCAGGAUCAGCGGCUUUGGCUUUUGUGAACUGUUGCUAGAUCAGGUUGCAGCAGGGUACCCCUUGCUCCGCCAAACCUCAGUGCCUAAAAAUCCCUGUUCUGAGUUUCCAUAUAGUGAUCCAGAAUAUCAAAGAACUGGCAUUCUGACAUCAAAAUCAGAUGUCUAUUCGUUCGGCAUCAUUGUGCUUCAGUUGCUUACUGGAAGGCCCCCACUGGGGCUGGCAACUGAGGUGAGAAGGGCUGUUUUAUCCCAUCGGUUGUCAGAUUUAUUGGAUUUAACUGCUGGGGAGUGGCCUAUAAACGUGUCUGAAAGGCUUGCAGAAUUUGGUUUGAAGUGUACUGAACUAUGCGGACGCAACCGACCAGAGCUGACACCUGCAGUUGUGAGGGAGUUAGAGCUACUGCACUCAAAGCGGGAGAGGACUGUGCCGACCUCCUUCGUGUGCCCAAUUUUCCAGGAAAUUAUGUAUGACCCGGUGGCGGCGGCGGAUGGAUUCACUUAUGAGAGGACUGCCAUUCUAGAAUGGCUCGACAAUGGUCGUGCGACGUCACCUAUGACUAAUUUAGAACUUGAAAACUUAAAUCUUUUUCCCAAUCAUGCUUUGAAACUUGCCAUCCAGGAUUGGCUAUGCCAGGCUUUUCAGGAUUGAAUACUGGUACCAGGAUUGAUCUUGCACAUAUUUGUAGACAUGUAUAUUUAUGGAAGGAGAAAGCAAUGGCUUUAUCAGCUAUUGUUUUGACACACAUCUAUAGUAGUAACAAUAUAGCUUUGUUAAACUUUUGCACCCAGAUUAUGAUGCCUCAUUUACUUACCAAUCUGUUAAUUUCUUUUGCCAAAUAUCAUCUAUUUUUAUGAUGGCUUUACCAUAUUCACCCUCUUUGAGUGGCCUAGCUGCCAUUGUUAAGAGGUUAGGAGGACUGAAACGGUUGCAGGUGGCCAAGUAUAUGCAGGUGAAGCUGAGCUUGAGGGUAGCUCCUUGCUGAUGACGGUCAGAAUAGAAGGAAUUGUUAUACAAAAUUUUACGAAGAGCUGUUUAUCGCCAUUCUUUUUUUCUUUCGUUUUUUCCUUGUAAAUGAACCUCUUGUUGAAGGUUAGUGGAAUCUAAUUCUUUUAAAUAUACAUUUCGCAUUGAAGGUUACUAUAUGUUAUGAUGUUAUGGAUUCAAAUAAAUGCUGGAAUAUGUUGAGGUAAA